Molecule: messenger RNA, 2316 nt
Organism: Paramecium pentaurelia
Lineage: Eukaryota; Ciliophora; Oligohymenophorea; Peniculida; Parameciidae
Source: the annotation of a GenBank genome assembly
AUGUAAUCAAUUAGGGCUUAGAGAAUGAAAAAAAUAAUGUAAGUUCAAGGAGAGGUUGGAUAACAUAAAGGAUAUACAGCAAUAAAAAUAGCUGGAAAUGCUCAUGAAUUAAUUAGAAAGAGUAAAUCAGCUGCUAAUAAUAUUGGUGAAUUAGCAAUACAAGAUGUAACUAAGAAACUGUUGCAAGACUAAUUCAAUUCAAUUAAGAGCUAUGAUAUUGCAAAAGGUGAAGAGAAACCUGGUCUAUCAUUUAAGUCAAUGCAUAAUAUGUACGACUUGUAAACAUUGAAGAUUACAAAAUUAUAUAAGAAAAAAGAAAGGAAUGAACUUGAGAAAUAAAUAAGAAAUCAAUUAGCAAAGGAUCCUGAAAAAUAACUUUUACUUUCAGAAAUAUAUGAAUAAUUAGAAGAUAAUUCAGAUGGAGAAGUUCUAAAAAAGAAACAAAAAAAUAAAGAAGAAUCUCUUGCUACUCAUUAAGAAGUGUAUGAUGAAUCACAAGAUCAAACAGCAGAUCUUAAGGUUUGGACAAAAAGAUUGAAAGAGUAAAAGAAAAAAGAAGAAAGUAAACAAGAUGAUAAUAGUACACUUAAUGCAAUACCAUAAAGAAAUAAAUAAAGAGCAUCAACUGAAAUAAGGAAACCUAUUUAACAUUAAUAAUCAGUUAAGUAAUUGCCACUUGAAAGAUAAAAUUCAACAUAAAAUUCAGUGCCCUCUUAAAAUACACCCAGAUCCUAUAAAGAUGUUAUGAAGAAUGCUGUUUAAAAAGUUAAAUAAUUAAAAAGUUUAAAUGAAGAUUUAAGUGUAGAACGAUCAGUAGAACAAUAUAUACAAAAAGCUUCAGCUGUUGCUUUAAGUGAAUUAAAGGAAAUUGGAGAACUUAAUGUUGAUGAAGAAAAAGGAUUAACUACUAAUUUUGACUUUACUAGUGAAGGUGUAUAAAGAAUGUAUAAUACUUUGGUUAAAGUUUAGAUGUCUCAAUUUAAAUCAGAAGCUGAAAAAGCCAAGUUUUAUAAGAAAUAAACACAAUUGAUUUCAAAUAAAUUGAUCUUUAAAAUUAAACAAAAUAAUAUUAUUAUUGAAGCAAGAGUAGUAGCUUAAGAUAAAUUAAGAUUAGAAACACAUGAGUUCCAUGAAAAAAUAGGAUAAAUUAAAUAAUUAACAGAAUAAUUACUUAAAGAAAUUAUAGAUUUAAAAGAUCCUAGAAGUUAAGGUAGUCUAUAAAUGAGUAAAUCAAGAAUGUCAUUAGUUAAUUCAUUCAUGAAUCAAUAAAAUAAAUAAAAAGAAUUAGAUUAAGAUAUACAAAUUCUCAGAGAAAGUAAAAAGGCAUAUAAAUAAAAAAUACUAUUCAAUAAAAAGACAUUAGAAUAAAUAGAUUAAGAUAUUCAUGUUAAAAAGAAAGAAAAUAAAUCAUUAUAAAAAUGUUUAGUAGGCUUUUAUUUUUAAGUACUUAAAAAUGGAUAGGAUGUAAGAACUACUGGAAUAGCUUGGGUUAUUUCUAAAUUAAAUUCAUUAAAUGAAAAAUGCCAUCAUUCAACUUUACCUGAUUAUUUGGAUUAAAAGGCUAAAGAAUAUUUACUUCAAGUACUUAUUAUUAUUAUAUAAGAAAGCAACAAUGUUAUCAGAUAUAGAACAAUUAGAAAAAGAGUUAAGUGAAUCAUUUAAACAAUAUAAAUAAGAAUAAUCUCUUGAUAGUAGUUUGGCUAUUUUAUAAUAGAGUUUAUCUUAAAAUGAUUCCUUAGAAGUUUCAUCAUUACCUUCAAUCUUUCCUUUUGAUAGUCAUAAAUUAUCUUCUAUUGAUUUAUAGUAAGCAAGAUAAGAGGCUGCUAAAACUUGUAGAAAUAAUUAUUAAUUGGAUAAAUUGGGACCCAUUACUUUAGGAUUGACUAAUGAAGAUAUUGAAAAUUUAGAAAAUAUGUUAACCAAAUUAAACUAAAAGAAUUAACCAGUUACUAAUGGUACAUUAAUUUAUAAAGAAACUUAAAAAAGAAUCAAAUAAUAAAUUAAAUAAAAAGGUCAAAUGGAAGUCUCAUAAAUUAAUGAUCAAUCUGCUGUUCUAAAAGAAUAAGCAAUUCAUUCUUAUGAUAAAUGCAAUACAUAAUUAAAUAAAAUUAAAUUAAAAGUAUUUAUUUAAAUUAUUUAAAGUUAUAACAUUUAGAAGAUGAAUAAGUAAUUAGAGUAGUCAAGGAAUUCGAUUAUAAGAACUAUGGUAAAAGAUUCAGUAUAGAUCCAAUAACAGUGAUUUCAUGUCUUGUGGGAGGUGUUAGAUGUGAUAGGGAAAUUGUGAAGUAUGGAAUGAAAAAAAUCCACUAUGAAUGA